Syngnathus typhle (broad-nosed pipefish) is the source of this 2470-nucleotide messenger RNA. RefSeq names its product RAB18A, member RAS oncogene family (gene rab18a). Gene Ontology annotation, molecular function: GTPase activity; GTP binding. The coding region runs from base 125 to 739 and encodes 204 amino acids. The record is from RefSeq and is a predicted model, not a curated record. Lineage: Eukaryota; Metazoa; Chordata; Actinopteri; Syngnathiformes; Syngnathidae. The transcript is spliced from 7 exons.
GGGAAAACGCUAACAAGCCCCGCCCACUCAAAGCAGUAAACAGGAAUGCUAGCUGUUAAGAAACAUCGUUUGAACGAUCGUUUAAAUUGUUCACUAUAGACGGACAAUUUGCCUAUUAAAGGCGAUGGAAGACGACAUUCUGACAACGUUGAAAAUACUAAUCAUUGGAGAAAGUGGCGUCGGGAAGUCCAGCCUUCUCCUAAGAUUCACAGAUGACACAUUUGACCCAGAGCAAACAGCCACAAUAGGUGUUGAUUUCAAAGUAAAGACCAUCAGUGUAGAUGGCAAUAAGGCAAAGCUAGCAAUAUGGGACACUGCUGGGCAGGAGCGUUUCAGAACCCUGACGCCCAGUUACUAUCGUGGUGCACAAGGAGUCAUCCUAGUGUACGAUGUCACAAGGCGAGAAACUUUUACCAAACUGGAAAACUGGCUCAAUGAACUGGAGACGUACUGUACAAGGAACGAUCUUGUGAAAAUGCUCGUUGGAAACAAGAUAGACAAGGAAAACCACGAACUCGACAGGGCCGAAGGGCUGAAGUUUGCAAGAAAACAUUCCAUGCUUUUUAUAGAGGCCAGUGCAAAAACCCGCGAUGGCGUUCAGUGUGCAUUUGAGGAACUCGUCGAAAAGAUCAUCCAGAGUCCGGGAUUAUGGCAGAGCGAGAGCCACGGCCGAGCCGUGCAGCUCACCGACGAGGACGCGGGAGGCGGAGCCUGCGGAGGAUAUUGCUCGCUGCUUUAGAUAACAGCCGUGUAGUUUUCUGACAUACAAGUGUGAAUACCCAAAACCCUUCGACACAAAUCUCCGCUUCCGUCCUCUUCCCCUCACACGUCGUGUUGCCGUGAGCUGAAUACCCAGACUGUGGGCUCGGAUCAUUCACCUCUCCUGCGUUCACACAGGCGUUACUCUUUGCACAUGUUCUUUAUAAAGGUACGCUUGAAAUGCAAAAGCCGCUCAGCCUUGAUCUCAACGUAGGAUGCGUGGCGCAGUAUCGGCUUGGAAUUUGUGAUGAAUCGCCAUCGUCAGUUUACUUUCUGCAAUUUGUGUCGUUUUUCUUCUAAAAAAAGGAAACAAAUCUAAGUGUUUAAUGAUCUGGUUCUGAAGCAGUAUCAUGGAAUUAUAUUGACUAAGUUUAUUUUUUGUUGUUGUUGUUAUUGUUGAAGCUGGAUAGGUACAGAUGCUUUGCUAUAUGGACAAAAGGAUUGGGGUACCAGAGUGUACCAGUCCUCUUAUUGUUUGCGGCCGGGGCUUUUAAGUCCAGUCUCAAGGACCUUGUUUUGUGCACUGGAGUUGGUUAUGCUGGAACGGAAAUGAACCUCCUCCAAGCACAAAUACUGAAACAAUAUAAUUGUUCAAAACAUCUUGGUAAAGUGAAAAUCAAGGAAGCCAGCUGGAAUUGAUUUCAAUGAAGAGGUGUCCCAAGACUUUUGUCCAUCGUAUAUUUUACACACAAUUUAUAUACUUUAUACAGCACACUUUGUUUAUGCAGACGUUCUAUAAUGCCAAACCAUCUUAAAAGUCCAGAGCAACACUCUGCUCACGGCUUGGAUUCCACUCACACAACUGCCUCAUUUACUCUCAAUAUAAUCGAUUUAGCAAGUGUUUUGGGAUGACAUUUUAUUGACUUUGAUCUUUAAGGCUCUUUCUUUUUUUUUUUUUUUUUUUAAAUAUAUAUACACACACACACACACAAGUGGAUGAGUCAAAUGGAUUGGCACCAGCAAAAAAGCUUUCCACCCAACACCGUGGUCAAUGUGACACUUCAAGAGAGGGCGAGACACUCUGGCGCUUGCUCGCUCAGACAGAUAAUAUCAGCGAUAUCACUAACAGCGCUGCGUUCUGUCAUAAUGAAGGAAAAGUGUUCAAUAUCCAGCAAGUGUUGCCUAAAUUUGAACAGUCACAGAAAAAAAAGAAAAAAAAAAGGCUGUGCUCUGUGCCCCACAUUGCAAAUGGGUUUAACAGCCGUGCUGGGUUUGAAUCUGGGAAAUGUACGGUAGCUCCGAGUGUCUGAUCUUUUAAUACAGGGAUUGUGAAAGGGACAUGAAUAGCACACUACAUUGUCUAAUCAAAAUUUGGAGAUUUUUUUAAUUUAUUUUUUUUAACCUGCAUGUGGAACUGCCUUACCUAUUUUCAGUAUGUCGAUUAAGCUCAAGAUAAAACAGUAAUUUGGUUUUAGAACUGUUAUUGAACACAACAUGGUUUUAAUAUUAUUAUAUUAGUGCAAACUCUUGUGAUGUCUGCCAUUUUAUUUCCGUUGAGAAAUAUUCUUGUGUACAUUUGACAUAUUUAGCAAUUGAUAGGAUCAUUCCUAAGUUGUAAAGCUGAAUGUUUACAUAUUUACUACAGACUGUCCUAUCUGUUAAACUAUUAUUUUUCUUUGUAUUUUUUUUUUUUUUUAAAUGUCAUUAUCACACAUACUGUAAGGCUAUGUCGAGAUAAAGUUAGCGCAAUAAACGAUAAUAACGAAUGAAA